UGCCUUAUAAACUGCAAGAUUAUAUUAAUACAAAUAACAUAAAGACCCAAAUAGGUAAAUAAUUUUUUUCUGGAAGUUGUCACAUAACCACACUUUUAUCUUUCACACAUCCUUCAACCUUCACGAAUCCUGGAGUACAGCGACAUCUACCUAAAGGAAGAUGCGCAUGCUCUAUUUUUGAAUUUCAAAAACGCUUCCUAACCUAACUUUUUGUUGCUUAUUAUUUAUAUUUGUUUUCCUUUUUUAAUUAAUCGUUUACAUUUUAUUUUUUAAUAUUCACCAAUUUGCCUCGAAGCAUGGAUAAUAUAGAUCUGUUAAAUUCAAAUGAUUCAAUUUUCAAUGCUGUUGAUUUCCAAGAGCUCAACGCAAAAGGUGACUGCUACAAACGAAAAAGAAAUCAGCUCUCGACUAAUAACACAGACAAUGUCAAAGAUGUUGUGACAUGCCAAGGAGAAGGUACACCUCAGGGGAAGAAGGUUAAAGUUGUUAAAAGCAAUCCUAAUUUAGCAGUAACAAACCCAAAGAAUGAUGGACCAGAAGAUAUGUUUGAAAAUACUCUAGAUGAUAUUAAUAUUACAAUGAUUGAAAACAAGGAAUUUGACGCAUUUGCAGAUUUUUUGAAAACACCUUCAACUACAUAUGAGGCAAAAUCAGUUCCAGUUAAGAAAGAUGAAUCAUGUGGAGAUAAGGAUAAUACCAUCCUGUCACAGUUUUUCAACACCCAAAUGAUCCAACAAGUAGAUAGUGCUAUAGACUUAGGGUCAUCAGAAAGCUUUGAUCAGAAAGACAUUGAUAAAAACAUCCCUUGCUCUACCAAUAAACAUCUUCCAGUAAAACUGCAUGAUGAAACCACAUCACGUUCAGAAAAAAGUAUUUUGGUAAAAACUCAGCCUACCCAAACGAAAACUCAAAAUAUAGAUCCACUAUUUUUGUCAUUCAAAGAGAGAUUAAAAACCAGAGAUUGGGAUACUAAAAUUUUGCAAAAUUCUGUGCUAUUUGAGGAUGAGAAAGCCACUGUAACCUACAGGAAGGAGGUAGACAAUCUAUUUGAACAGAUAGAACAUUCCAUCUUUGCUAUGGGUGAUGAAAACACAGAAAGUGAAACUGAGGUACCACAUGAACUUCUUGAAGUGAUAUUUAACUCGGAGUUGAAUGAGAAUGAGAAUAUUGAAAAGAGCAUUUUGAAUUGUUCAAACCUCAACUCAAGCUUUGGUAGUCUGAUAAAGAAAGCUCUGAUCAGUAAUGCAAACAAGGCUGGAACAUCAAACAAGACUAAUUCUAGUAUUUUAAAUGCAACUUUAGUUAGUAAGUCAUUUCAGUAUCUCGGAUCUUUCUAUGGGCUGCCAACCAAAGUGAAAGAAUUGAUCAAAGUCUAUAAAGGCAUUGAUGAACUAUAUGAUUGGCAGGAUGAAUGCUUGAAACUACCAGCUAUAGAAAAUAGGAAGAAUUUGAUAUAUGCAUUACCUACCAGUGGUGGAAAAACCCUUGUAGCUGAAAUACUUAUGUUCCGAGAAAUAAUGUGUUAUAAAAGAAAUACUAUUCUUAUACUUCCAUAUGUAUCAAUUGUACAAGAAAAGGUUUGGGCUCUGUCACCUUUUGGCAUUGCACUCGAUUUUUUGGUAGAGGAAUACGCCUCAAGCAAAGGCAACUAUCCUCCGCGAAAAAGGCGGCGAAAAAAUUCUGUAUAUGUGGCUACUAUCGAAAAAGCCUUAGGUAUCAUAAACAGCCUAAUUGAAAAUCAGAGAUUGCAUGAAAUAGGGCUUAUUGUAGUAGACGAGAUGCAUUUGAUUGGAGAGGAAGGCAGAGGAGCUACUUUAGAAGCAUGUCUUACCAAGAUAAUGUUUUUGAAAGCUGAUAUCCAAAUUAUUGGCAUGAGUGCCACAAUAGGCAACCUACCAGAUAUUUGUAAAUUCCUGGAUGCAGAUGUUUAUACCAAAGACUUCAGGCCAGUGGAAUUGGUGGAAUAUGUAAAGUGCGGAAAGGAGAUAUCAAGGAUUAAUUGGAAUUAUUCUGAAGAUGCUAAUUUAUUAGUAGAAGUUAGAAAAAUCGAUUAUAAGGUAUGCAGAUAAUUCAACAUUUUCUCGAAACCGACUUUCUGUAUUUUUACGUGGUCUGUGGCACGUUGCUGACGAGGAUUUUAUUGAUUAAUUCUCAAAGGCAAAUGAGUUUUGAUUCUGUAUGGUCUCGACAUAAUGAAAAUCGAUUUUGUGAAAUACUUUGCUAUUUCCAGUAUUCUGAAUCUUUGCAAAAAAUUGACCCAGACAUGCUGGGCGGCCUAGUCAUGGAUAUCAUCCCGAAAGGUUCCUGUUUGGUUUUUUGCGCUUCCAAGAAGAACUGUGAAAAUGUAACUAAUCUACUCUGCAGGCUAUGCAAGCCGGAGUUGAAGAAUCACAAGAAGGAAGAAAAAGAACAGUUGAUUCAUGCUUUGAAAGACGAAGGUGGCGAAUUAUGUGAUAUUUUAAAGAUAUCAGUGCAAUAUGGGAUAGCAUAUCAUCAUUCAGGGUUGACAAGUGACGAAAGAAGAAUAAUAGAAGAAGGUUUCAAAAGUGGUGUGAUUUAUGUGAUCUGUUGCACAUCUACCUUAGCAGCUGGAGUGAACUUACCAGCGAGAAGGGUUAUUCUUAGAUCUCCAUACAUAGGAAAGGAUUUCAUCAAUCUGUCUCGUUACAAGCAAAUGGUCGGAAGAGCUGGUAGAGCAGGACUAGGAGAAAUAGGUGACAGCAUUUUGAUAUCUCAACCUCAAGAUUUACCCAAAGUCAGGGAGUUGUUGAUGUCUCCGAUGAAUCAGGCAGUAUCCGGGAUGCAUAUGUUUGAGGGAAAAGGGCUUAGACAUCUUUUGCUGAGUUGUAUCAGUUUGGGAAUAGCUAACACACGACCGCAACUCCAAGAAGUAGCCAAAUAUACGUUAUUAGCUGUACAAAAUGACAGACUUGAAGUGAAUAUAAAGAAGCUCGUAGACAGCGUUAUUAAGAACUUGUUUAAAUUAGGAGCAUUGAAAGAAUCUUGUGGUAAAAUAAAGGAGAAGGUGGAUCCACUUGGGAAUGUUUCUGUUAAAAUGGAUACGUCAACAAUGAAUGAUUCUGUGCAAGAGUCGACUCCAAGCAAAAUGAAAAAAGUAGUUGUUUUGUCAAAUAGCUCAAAACUUGUAGUUAGUGAGCUAGGCUGUGCUGCAAUUAAAGGUGGCUUGGAACUUUCUAGGGCCCAUUUGCUGUAUGAAGAUCUCAGCGACGCUCAAUCGUGCCUCGUACUACAAGGACAUUUGCACUUGUUAUACCUUGUAACACCCUACGAAACUGCGGAUCAGAUAAAACCAAAUAUGCAAGUUUAUUACGAAGUUCUUACAAGACUGAAACCGAACGAACGUAAAGUUGCUAAAACGUUAGGCAUGACGGAAUCGGUGACUGUGAAAAUGCUGUCAAAUAACCCUAUAAAAAAUGUACCUGAAAGAGUGAUAAAUAGAUUUUAUGUCACGCUCAUGCUUUAUGAUCUCUGGAAUGAAAUGCCAGUGUUUCAAGUAUCGGAGAAAUAUCAGAUUAGUAGAGGGAUAGUUCAAAAUUUGAUGACGAUAUCUGCAACGUUUGCGACGAAUGUAGUGAAUUUCUGUGAAGAGUUGGAAGAAUUCUGGCCAUAUGCUUACCUUCUAAGAGGGAUGGGUCAGAGAUUGUCUCACUGUUGUGUUAGAGAAUUGCUUCCUCUCAUGGACUUACCCGCUGUUAAACAGGGAAUCUGCUGUGGAUAUCAAGAAAUCGUCAAUCAUAAGCAUUUCACAGGUUAAUAUGUUGUAAGCAUAAGAUUCGAAACCGCACUAAGCUUUUCUGAAUUGCCCAAUUGCUACUAAAGUAUACAGAAUGUAGAGUGUGAAACGUAUACGAGUCGUGCCAAGCAACUGUACAAUGCUGGAUAUAAAACGUUGCAGAGCAUCGCGAAAGCGAGUGCUGCGGAUUUGGUAGAGAGUAUUGAAUUCAUGUCUAGCAGAGUUGCCAACCAAUUGAUAGCCGCAUCAAAGAUGCUGCUUUUGGAAAAAGUUGAGAAUUUGCGGGAGGAAGCCCAAGAUGUGUUAGAUGGAGUCGAGAAUCAUGAUACAUUGGCAAAUCAAACCAAAAGAUUAUAGUUGUUAGUUUAAUUAUUUAUUCAGUAUUAUGUUCAGAAAUAUUCUGGAAAGAGCGUCUUUUUAAAAGUGUGCAGCGAUAAGCGCGUGUUUGUUUCAGGAUUAUUGUUGUGAACUUUGUUUUUAUUUUUUCUUACCCUUAAAACUAUAGCGUUCCUAUUUAAUAUUACGGCUCCAUGGCUUAUCUGAAGAUGUUGAUUUUACCAAUGAUCUCGUAAAUACCAUCAAAUUUAAAAGAAUAUAAAUAUUAAAUAUAUUUUUAUUUUUGUAA
Messenger RNA from Acanthoscelides obtectus, 4379 nucleotides. The record is from the annotation of a GenBank genome assembly. Lineage: Eukaryota; Metazoa; Arthropoda; Insecta; Coleoptera; Chrysomelidae.